GGGCGGGGCGUGGAGGGCAGCGCGAGGCCCGUGUUAGCAGCAGCGGUCAGAGCUGAGCGGAGCUGCGGGGAACUGUCGCUGUUCAGGGCCGAGUAGCGACCGAAACUUCACUACCAAGAUGUCCGACGAGGAGCAAGAGCAGACCAUAGCCGAGGACCUGGUGGUCACCAAGUACAAGAUGGGGGGUGACAUCGCCAACCAGGCUCUUCGUCUGGUUGUGGAGGCUGCCAAGCCCGGGGUGUCUGUUCUCAGCCUCUGUGAGAAGGGGGAUGCAUACAUCAUGGCUGAGACCGGAAAGGUCUUCAAGAAGGAGAAGGAAAUGAAGAAAGGCAUUGCCUUUCCCACCAGCGUCUCAGUCAAUAACUGUGUUUGCCACUUCUCUCCCCUGAAGAGUGACCCUGACUACACACUUAAAGAUGGGGAUCUGGUGAAAAUAGAUCUUGGGGUUCAUGUCGACGGCUUCAUUGCCAAUGUUGCUCACAGCUUUGUUGUAGGAGCCAGUAAGGAGAACCCCAUCACAGGUCGCAAAGCUGAUGUAAUCAAAGCGGCCCAUCUGUGUGCAGAGGCAGCUCUUCGCCUUGUUAAACCUGGUAACCAGAACACUCAAGUGACAGAAGCCUGGAACAAGAUCGCUCAGUCGUUCAAAUGCUCACCUAUUGAGGGCAUGCUGUCUCAUCAGCUAAAGCAGCACGUCAUAGAUGGAGAGAAGACCAUCAUCCAGAACCCGACAGACCAGCAAAGGAAGGACCACGAGAAGGCAGAGUUUGAGGUUCAUGAAGUCUAUGCUGUGGACGUCUUGGUCAGCACCGGAGAAGGGAAGGCCAGAGAUGGAGGUCUAAGGACCACCAUUUAUAAGAGGGACCCCAGUAAGCAGUAUGGCUUGAAAAUGAAAACCUCUCGUACGUUCUUCAGCGAGGUGGAACGACGCUUUGAUGCCAUGCCCUUCACUCUGCGGGCGUUUGAGGAUGAGGCCAAAGCCCGUCUGGGUGUGGUGGAGUGUGCCAAACAUGAGCUGCUACAGCCCUUCAGCGUGCUGCAUGAGAAAGAGGGAGAGUUUGUAGCUCAGUUUAAGUUCACAGUGCUGCUGAUGGCCAACGGGCCUCACAGAAUCACCAACGGACCCUUCGACCCAGAGCUCUACAAGUCAGAGCAUGAAGUUCAGGAUCCAGAGCUAAGGACUUUACUACAGAGCUCUGCAAGCCGCAAAACACAGAAGAAAAAGAAAAAGAAGGCCUCAAAGACAGCAGAAAAUGCAACUGGACAGCCAACUGAGGACACAGAAGCAGCAGGAUAAAUAAAUAAUGAAAUACUGCCAAUCCACACAUGGAAGACCCCACAGAGAAGCAAGAGAAGACAUGACAAAUUGCCCCACACUCUCUGCCCGCAGCACUCACCUAGUACAGUUGAUUUCACAAAUUAAACUGAUGAAUUCAUGAGAACUUUGGCAUCAGUUGAAUAUUUGAAGAUCCUACACAGACGCUUAACCCUUUACUGCAUUGAAGAAAAGAACCGUGGGAGGAUUUUUGCUGUGUUUUUCUUACCUAACUUCAGUAGGAAAUAAAGACUAUUUGCAAAUAGUUUUACAUCUUUGAAAAGACUUGUUGCCAAAUGGUAAAUGUGCGACUGGUGCCUGUUUUUUAAUUAAAAAUCUUUUGGUCUUCUUCGCGCCUGUAUUGCAGCUGAAAAUGUCCUGUUCAGUAAAACUGAAGUGGGCAUUAAUGGGAGUGAAUCAGUCUGUGUUGUGUUUUGGUCUUUUUUUUCACCUGAGUAAAGAGUUAUUAAAUAGAUGCUUGUAUCAUAUUUGUCAUCUAAUUGUAAAGGCAUCAGUGUAUCUGAGGCCACCAGGGACUCACUGUUGCUGGGAUGUUUCGACUGAACUGUUGCACAUUGUUUCCCUUUGGCAACAAAUUUAAAACAAGUUCUCUCAACUUGUAUUUAAACAAUAAUGUAUUGUCAAAAUUAAUAUCCAGAUGUGAUUUGGAAGGUUAAGAGAACCUUGUCUCCUCAUAAGAGGAUGAUGAUUUUAGUCAUCUGCUGCUUUAUUACACAGCUGAAAAUGUUUAAUCAAAAAAUAACUUCCUUGACCACACCAUGCAGUAAAGGGUUAAAUUAUGAAUUUGUACCACACAUGAAAUGACAAACUAGAAAUAAUGUUGCAGCACUUCCAAAAAUGCAGCUCAGAAUUGACAGUAAUUACAAGGAUAGUGGUAAAAUAGAGGACUUUGGCUCCAGAGUUGAAUGUAAUGAGGGUUUUCUGGUUACUCUUGUACCUGACCACAUUUUUGGCUGAAACUACUUUUUAUUUCCUUUAACCACACUCAGCAAUAACCUGAGCAGAAGACCAGAAUAUUUUUAAGUAUACACACAAACACACACAGUUAUAAUCAGCUUGAGUUUAGGGAACAAACUGCUGCAUUUACUGCCAUUCCCCUUGAACUUUAUGAAAAUACAGAAAUCUUUAUGUUCCAGUUUGGAAAGACUUUUCUAUCUGUCUGUGACACCUGUUACUUGCUUUACUACACCAUUAGUCUUGUGAAACAUGAAACUAAAGCUGAUCAGUUUAGUUUUAAAAAAAGGGGGGGGGGGGGUAUGUGUGUCUUCAGUGGAGUUGGACCAGUCAGAGAUCAUUUCAGGUCUGAGUUUCAUUCAAAGGUCCAGGACAGCGUUGGGUCAGAUUUGUCACCGGUUGAAUAUGUUGAGAAAAGUAAAAUCCUGCUUUGUAGCUCGGUCAGUGGCUGAUGGAACUUUACAUCUAAUGAAAUAAAAACAUUUUCAUACA
Molecule: messenger RNA, 2779 nt
Organism: Lates calcarifer (barramundi perch)
Lineage: Eukaryota; Metazoa; Chordata; Actinopteri; Centropomidae
Gene: pa2g4a
Product: proliferation-associated 2G4, a
Source: RefSeq, a predicted model, not a curated record